This is a messenger RNA of Anoplopoma fimbria (sablefish), 1743 nucleotides long. RefSeq lists its product as uncharacterized. Gene Ontology annotation, biological process: lipid transport; lipoprotein metabolic process. The transcript has 11 exons. Gene Ontology annotation, molecular function: lipid binding. NCBI's taxonomy places the organism in Eukaryota, Metazoa, Chordata, Actinopteri, Perciformes, Anoplopomatidae. The record is from RefSeq and is a predicted model, not a curated record. Gene Ontology annotation, cellular component: membrane; extracellular region. Bases 1 to 1743 code for a protein of 580 amino acids.
AUGAAUACUGCUACCACCAGCUCCUAUGAUGUCUCAGAGAGUGUCUACGAAGAUCCAGAUAAACCAGUGCCUGCUGUCACAGAUGGAAGUCAGUCAGAGGUUAAAGUCAAGCCUGUGCCUCGACCCAGGACUAGAUUACAACCAAAGCCAGAGUGUAACAACAACAACAACACUGUUAACUAUGAAGACGCAACCAGCAAUACAACCAAUGAGGUGAGCUCCCAACUCAGUGAAUAUCCUGCAGACUAUAAGACGCCUCGGGCUGUUCAUCCUCCUCCCAGACCACCACCAAGCAAAUGCAUAAUCUCCAGGAAACCCACAAUCGACGGAGGCAAUCACUAUAUGACUUCAGUUUAUGAGCCAACAAAUCAAUCUGUCAAUACUGAGAGAAUACAAUCUCCUUCAAAACAGCGGCCUGAACGCCCCCCUCGUCCCUCCAUCUCUUACAGUAGACGCUCUACAAUGACGAUACAAUCUGAGAGCCUCACUGAUGAUGAGAGUCAGGCAUCCACCUGUUCCUACAUCAACUAUAUGCCACCAUCUCCAGUCUCAUCAGCUCCCUCUAAAGAGGAGGUGAACCUCUGUGGGACUUUUCGUACAACGGCCACAAACAGCACAGACACCCCUGCAGUUCCGCCUCGACCCGGCCAGUCCUCCCUCACCUGCUCGGCCUCUUUGUGUGGAACCUCGCCUCCGCAGACCAGACCACCACCUCCGUCAUUCGCCCCGCCUCCCCCUCCUUCACAAGACGAACCAUCGGAUACAUUGUACAGUGAGAUAGAGCUCCCUCCCUACCUGGCCGUUCUGCCAGAGGACAAUGAUAAGAUGUGUCUAGGGCGGCCAACAGUAUGCUACCAGACCGGUCACUACUCUCCUCAUCAUCAGACCACUGAGGACGCUGAGGACAUCAAUGGGAUGCUGAAAUGGUUGAAAAGAGUAUCAAAAUCUGACUGCAUGGCUUCAUCCGUGUAUGGGCUCAGUUUAGAGGAGGAAGUCAGAUUGUUCAGUCAGAGAGCGAUGAACGUGAGAAAGGCCCUGCGUCUCUACAACCUCCUCAUGAUGAAACGUAACAGAAUCCUGCAGAACAUCAUCACAGAGUUCAGCUCCAUCUCUGACAGCCUGGACAAGCUGAAGAAGAAGGGCAAAACCAUGGACAUUGCUGGGGGAACUACGGGUGCUGUUGGAGGGGUGACUGCAAUCCUGGGUAUCGCCUUCGCUCCCAUGACCAUGGGUGCCUCGCUGAUUGCUACAGCUAUUGGUGCUGGCAUGGUGGCCUCCGCUGGGGGCAUGGGCGCCCACACUGCCAAGGCCAAAAAGAAGAUCGUGAACAGGAUGACAGUUGAGAAACUAGUAUACGAUUAUAAGGGAAACGUUGUUGAUCUGGAACACUGCCUGGGCUUCAUCCUCGACGGGAUGAACGAGCUUCAAAGGCACGACAUCGCCAAGUUACACAGGGCAGGAGUCGAGUCAGAUUCAGUGAAGGUGGCACACCUGUCACAGUUUGUGUUUAGGAAUAACAUGAACAAAGAGAGGGGGACAUCUGUAGCACACACACGUGGGAUGUCAUCAGAGAGACUGCUUCUGACUUUUGCAAAGGAAAUUGAUCAGUAUUUUACGGAAAAGGAGGAUCAGAAGCUGAAGAAAUCAAAUAAAAGCAAGUUUUCGGGUAGGGUUCGCCUGCUGGCUGAAAAUCUGCAGGAAGAACUAUAUCACCUGAAUCGUAUGUGGGAAAUGUUUGGUUGA